CCGUUUCCUGGGACAACAGCCGCACAAAGCACCGAGGCGCGGACGAGCCCAGCCUGGAUUUUACGCACCGUGAAUGCGCGACGCUUCCCGGCUCCGGCUCCUGCUGCUCCUCCUCCUCCUCCUCUUCCUCCUCUCCGAAGCCGAGCCCGAGCCCUCCGGACCCGGAUCCGCCAUGCUGUCCGCGGGGCUGUCCGUGUCUCUGCUGCUGGCCGCGUCCUGCGCGCUGUGGCCGGCCGCGGUCCGGGCCGCGUCCUGCGAACCGGUGCGGAUCCCGCUGUGCCGGUCCAUGCCCUGGAACAUGACCAAGAUGCCGAACCACCUCCACCACAGCACGCAGGACAACGCCGUGCUGGCCAUCGAGCAGUUCGAGGGGCUUGUGGGAACCAGCUGCAGCCCAGACCUGCUCUUCUUCCUGUGUGCCAUGUACGCUCCCAUCUGCACCAUCGACUUCCAGCACGAGCCCAUCAAACCCUGCAAGGCCGUGUGCGAACGGGCCAAGUACGGCUGCGAACCCGUCAUGAAGCGCUACAACCACAGCUGGCCUGACAGCCUGGCCUGCAGUGAACUGCCGCUGUACGACCGCGGAGUCUGCAUCUCCCCAGAGGCCAUCGUCAAGGCUGAGGGACCAGAUCCGUACUACCAGGACCCAUCCAGGUGUAACCCAGAAUCCAGUCCAGACUUUCCCAUGGACUCCAAUAACUUCCACUGCAGAAGUCCAAUCAGAGAUCGCUGUAAAUGUAAGACAGUAAGGAUGGCUCUGAAAACCUAUCUGAAGAACAACUACAACUACGUGAUCAGGGCGAGGGUGAGGGAUGUGAGGAACCGAGGUCUGGAGCCCACGGCAGUGGUGGACGUCAAGGAGGUUCUGAAGUCGUCUCUGGUCAACAUCCCCAGGGAGACGCACACGCUGUACUACUCGUCCUCAUGCCUGUGUCCUCCGCUGACCCCCGGGGACGAGUACCUCAUCAUGGGCUACGAGAACGAGGAGACGUCCAGGUUGCUCCUCAUUGAUGGAUCCAUCGCUCAGAAGUGGAAGGACAAAAUGGGCAGGAAGGUCAAGAGGUGGGACCAGAUCCUUCAGGGCCGAGGCCGACCAAGACCGAAUCCACGUCCGAGUCGUCACUGAGACCUGACCGUGUGCACGAGUGUGUAUGACGUGCGUGAGUGUGCGACUGUGUGUGUGUGUGUGUGUAUAGAUAUUGCACUAUCACAGGCUGUUGUAGCUGAAUGUAGUUCAUCUCUUCAUCCGUCAGACGCUUUUGGAGUCUGACUUUUGUCAUUUAUUAUCUUUGCACAGACAUAAUUUAGUGUGCUUUUAGCGUGUGGCGUGUACACCUGGAGCACUCACGAGAAGGGGGCGGAGCUUCAAAAGCUGUAGCAGCCUGACUGUACGUACAUGACACUUUUGGGAAACGAACAUCUCUUUCAGCAGUUCCUCCCGACGGUCACUGCUACAAGUCUAGUAAUCCUGGAUACCUGUGGUGUUACCAUGGCAACGGGAUGAAGGACAUAAAAACAAGACAGAGGCGGUAGAAAGGAGAAGUCCCGCCCCUUUGGUGUGCCCUGUGAGACCUUACAUCAGAAGAAAUAUCUUAGUGUCAAUGGUGAGAGAAAUUUAGUCAAACAAGCAAGAAACUUUUUGUAAUAAAAAGUACAAAUAAUUUCCCAAAGUUUGGACCAUCAUCAUCAUCAUCAUCAUUAUUAUUAUUAUUAUUAUUAUUAUUAUUAUUAUUUAUUUUUAUUAUUAUUUCCAUAUGUGUUCAAAAAUUAGGAAGAGGCAUAUCCUAAAAUGACUAGAUGCAAAAAGCUAAAAGACAAAAGAUGAAGUCGACUGGGAAAAUUAUUUUUUUAGGAUUAAUUUGCUUUAGGUGAUGCACAUAAUGGUCGGACAUUCCACCUAAACUCUGUAUCUGUACAUGAUCACAUUCAAAUGGGAUUAAAAUUCCAAUCGUAAUAUCUGUCUGUGCAUUUUUUAGUCUGAUCCACCUACAGAAAUGGGAUAAAAAAUAAACACAGUCUCUGUUUUCUGGUGACAUUUUGGAUGCAAUGCCGCUGCGAAAACACAGGUACUGCUUCAAAAACAGAGGCUGAAUUGUUUUUCAUGUUUAAGUUUGUAUAUUUUUAGUUUGCGUUGGGAAAAAAAAACUUCCAUUUUUGCAUUUUCCUUGAUUUCUAAGCAAAUACUCAAAUCUAAAUCACCAAAUUGUGCAGCCCUAAAUUAAAAAAAAUAUGUCUCUCGUCAUUGACACCCUUACUGUGUUCUCGGAGGUAAAGUCCCAUGGUGCACCUCUGAAAGGGGCGGGACUUGGCCUGUCUAUUGGGACAUUGGACGUGGACAUCUGGACUGUCACCGAUCUGCUCUAAGAACCUUUAACAGAACUUUAGUGAACUCUGCUGAAAUACUAAAGCUGGUUUGGACGACAAUGACAUCAACAGUAACAACAAUAACAGCAGCAGGAGGAAGAAGAAGAGGAGGAAGAAAAGGAGGAAAAAGAAGAGGGGGAAGAAGAAGAGGAGGAGGAUCAGUGUGUGGACUCGAGGAGAAUUCAUUCACUUUCUAUUUGGCUCAAGUGUCACAGACCUUCACAUUGAUGUGUGUAAAGUGAACGACGCCUCUGGAAAAAUGAACCCAAACUGUUUAUUUGGAAGAAAUCUGAUCUGUUUUAAAGAAGACGUGUUGUUAUUUUUAUUAUUUCUGUUUUAAACAUGGUCAGAGUUUAACCCUCCGGUAUCAUAGAAGUCUGCACAGUACCAUGGUAAUGUCAUAAUAUUUUUCAUGCAGUUUUUUUUUUACUUUUAAAUGUAUUUAUUUUUUGUAUUUCAUCACCUUGAGCUGGAAACAAAUAGUACCAAAUACUGAUAACUGUUAUAUUUUAACCCUUUUAAAUGUCAUGUUUGUAAUGUAAACAAACCAAAAUUCUUGACGCAAAAAACACUUUCUUUUUUUCUUCAAUAUUCUACAUAAAAAUUUGAUUAGUUAUUUUUGAUUUUUUUCAUCCUGUCCUAUGUCAAUGAUUAACACCAACAUUGGUUAAUUUGCAUUUUUAUUUUCAUGUGCUAGAUCAAAUUUUAAAUGCUAAAAUGUGUGAAUGUACAUUUUUUACUCGGUGUAGUAAUUUUCCAUUGUUUACAAUGUGCUGAUUUUAGAGGAUGGGUCAGAAUUAAAAAAAAAAAAAAAAAUCAUGCAAAAAUGAAUAACUUUUGAAUUCUGACCUAAAAUAAAUUGUGAAAAAUAAUAUGACCUUUAAUAACAUGAAGUGUAAAGUGUGCAUAAUAUGCUCACCUGGAUACUGGAGGGUUAAAGUCGUACCUGUGAGACAAAGCUCAGGCUUUAGCUGCUUUGGACCCUUAGUUUUCUCUGGUUUCUUGACGUCUGUAAAUAGUCCAAUAUUCAAAUACAUGUUUUACUUCAUUCCUCUGUUAAAUACAUUUACAGGUUUUGAUUAAAAGAUUAAAUCCAGUCUUACAAUAGCAUUAAUCUUUGUUGCUGAAGUUGUGAACGGUUUAAUAAUAUCAGAUGCAACUAAAUGCAAUUUUUAACCUAAUGUUUAGAAUAUAAAUGCAGUUUUACCGAUGUAUCCAUCCACUGUGAGGUGAGUCUGGUUUUAGUUUUAGUCUUAACCUCUGGUCUGGAUCUUAUAACACUGUUUGUCAAAGCCUUUGUCAUUGAUCAUUUCUGUUUAUUUCUUCUGUUAAUUUAGUGCAAACACAAAAUUAUUCACUAAACCAGUUUUAAUUGCACUUUUUCCACAUUCUUUACAUGUAUUUUUUUCACUUGUGGAAAAACUUUUUUUUUCUUUUUUUUUUUUUUUUUUUUUUACAGUAUUCUGAGGGGUUUUCAGCAUUUCUUAUGCACAUUUUAAAUUGUGCACCUAUUGACAUUCUGUAUGCACAUAUAAAGUUACACAGUGCAUUAAUAGAGGAAAUUCUAUUCAGAAACUAUACAAAAAAAUAUAUAAAAUUACCAGGGUUUAAUUAUCACAGUGGAAAACUCCACAUACACAUAUUUCAUUCUGUGUUUGAUUUUUCUUCAUGAUACUGUUGAAACAGAUGUUUUUGUUGCAUGUUUAGUUUGGAGUUUAUUCAGAUGUGACAAUGGAUUUAACUGUUGAAACAGGUCAGACACUGUUGGAGAAACUGAAACCUAUUGAAGAUCAUGUUGUAUUUUUCUGUGACGGUGAAGACCCACUGACGAUGACGAUGUAGCGUUUUAGGAUCAUUCAGAGCUCUGACUGGUUACUUCUGCCCAGCAACAACAGCUGAUUGGUCAGAAACAAAUCAACAAUAAUUCAAAGUGGUGAUUAAAAUAUGAAAUAUAAGAUAUUCUCAAGUUAAAAGUAUAGGUAGCUGCGAGGUCAAGUCCAUGCUAAUGUAGUUUCAUUGGAAAACAAAUAUGAUUUUCAUCCAUAAAGUUUCAGAAAUAUUCUGAAAACAUUCCAUCAUGUCUGAGAUACACAAUAGCAUCUCACCUGUGGUGAAAAUAGUGAAUAGCUUCAUGAUUAAAACCAUAAUUCAGCUAAAUAACAGCUGUUACAGAAUGGCCUGUAUUUCAAUUGAAUUUAAGUUGAGUUAGCAUGUGGUUGACGAGUACACUUUCUAUGAAGGGUCACAUGACAGAGGCUCAACGAAUCAGGGAAGACGACGCUGUGAAUGCGUCUGUACCUUUGUUUUUACCCAUUAGCAUGUUUCCAUGUUUCCAUUAUGAAAAUGCUGGAGUUUAACUAUUAUAUUAACAACUAUGAUUUAGAAAGUGUCCAAAAGUCCAUUUUUAGAGGGUAAAACACUGAACUGAUGUGAAAAUGCAGCAGAAAUUAAGCAUUUAUUGCAAAAAUAUAUUAGAGCUGUAGAGGACAUACAAAUGAACUUCCAAAUGCUAGCUUAGAACCAGUUUAGCAAAGAAGAAGAAGAGGUUAAAAGAUGAACAUAUUUGCCUUUUCUGAAUGUACAUUAGAAGCAUUUACAUAUUAACUCAUUUAGGACAGAACUUGACAAUUAAAACAUUAGAAGAAGAACCUUCGUCUAAUCUUGACCUGAUCCUGUUGUUCUGCAGAAGGUUCUUCAUUUUCCACGACAGAAAGCAAUGUGUCUUCAGUGGGUUUUGAAUUUUCUCUGACAGACUCUGGUCCUACAGAGGAAACACAACGAAGCACAAUCAGAGAAAGUUAUGGGAUGUAAAACUGAGCUGAGAAGGUGGUUUUACGUUGGAGUGGACUUCCUGCUGUCUGAACAUGUCCUCACAUAAACACACAGUACUCACAUUAUUACACAGUAAAGUUCAUGUUAACACACUAACACUCAGUACUAUUAGCAGUAAAACAUACUAACACUGACGUUUUGAACUCUGGACUCUGCAGCAGUUUGAACCAUUAAACAUGAAUUUACACAGU
Messenger RNA from Sphaeramia orbicularis (orbiculate cardinalfish), 5387 nucleotides. It is a transcript of the gene frzb, whose product is annotated as frizzled related protein. The record is from RefSeq and is a predicted model, not a curated record. The transcript is spliced from 8 exons. Gene Ontology annotation, biological process: non-canonical Wnt signaling pathway; canonical Wnt signaling pathway. NCBI's taxonomy places the organism in Eukaryota, Metazoa, Chordata, Actinopteri, Kurtiformes, Apogonidae. The coding region runs from base 74 to 1126 and encodes 350 amino acids. Gene Ontology annotation, molecular function: Wnt-protein binding. Gene Ontology annotation, cellular component: cytoplasm.